Messenger RNA from Suillus bovinus, 345 nucleotides. RefSeq lists its product as uncharacterized. The transcript has a single exon. NCBI's taxonomy places the organism in Eukaryota, Fungi, Basidiomycota, Agaricomycetes, Boletales, Suillaceae. The annotation marks the transcript as partial. The record is from RefSeq and is a predicted model, not a curated record.
ACCCUUGUGCCUUUCGAGACUGAGCCUGACAAUAUGGGUUUAUAUCAUAUUUAUCCCACCCUUCCUACACUAGUUCCCACAGAUGGCACCACUCUUGACACUGUGACCGAUGCCCCUACUCUUGACUGCGGUCAACUGGGCCCAAAGUGCACCAAGCUUCUUGCUGGACUUGCGUCUAUGGAUGUGGGGAUAGAUGAACUGUUCAAUGCAUUCACCAAUCCAAUGUGUGGCCUUUUGAUGGCAUGGCAGUAUUCUGGGACAGGUUUGAACUCUGCUGCGCACUUUGAUCGCCUUGGUACGUUUCUUGAUGAUCCUCUCUUCUGCCAGAAAGAUGCAGUUGGAAUC